GCUGGUUAAACCACUCGCACCCUCCGAGGGUGUGACCUACCCCCACCGGUGAGGCCGGACAGGCGAAAACCAACCUCCUCAGGUCCGCCUUUCUCCGAUUCCCUGGAAACUCGAAAUUUGUUAUCAGCCGCUUGAUAAAAAUCCCCUGCCUCCCUUGGAACGCUUUUUCUUUCUCAGUAUAGACUUCUUAGGAAAAACUUAGGAUAAAGAAUUUCCUCUGCAAAGACUUGAGAAUUUCGUACUUCACGUUAAUUCUAAAGCUUUCCGUAAAUCCGGCACGUUUUAUAAAGACGAUUCUACAAGAUUUAAGCGACCUCGUGUCACUUGGCUGCGGUCGUGCUUAAAAGGGGAUAUUUACUUGCCCUUGUCCGGGAAAAGAGUGGACAGGGGAAAAUAUCCGCAUGGGUCAGCCAAGAGGGGCUUAGACUGGAAGAUGGCUGGUCAAUAUCGGCUUUGGGAUACUCGAGGUAUUUAUCUAAUGUCUUAUAUUUUCCAGAACGUUGCCCAGUCAAAUUUCCGUCUCUCCCAGAUAAAAAGGUAGACCGGGAAGAAAGCAGACUGUCUUCUAGAAAUUCUCCAAAAUAAUUGUCAGUGUUAGUUAAAUUUCGUUAGGCAGAAUUUUUGCUUUCCACAUUAAAAGGAAAAGUAAUUUACAUUCGAAAUGUAAAUACGAAUGUGUAAUCGGACACUUCAUUUAUUUCCCUUCGUCAGCCUUUCUGCAGUAUCGAUUAGAGCCCCUGAAGAACAGCAACCAGGAUUGCAGAUAAGAAUGACACGCCAUCAUAUACAUGGAGAUAUAAAAUGACAAGUUGUAUUAAUUAAAUAAAAUAAAUCCCUGUUGAAAUACAUUCAAUACGCAGUUAUUUGACUUUCAGUUUAUCCCCAUCUACAUGUCUCGCGAGCAUUUAUUCAAUUUUCUGUGAAAAUUAGUUAUAUUGCCCCAGUGCACUUAAUCUAACUAACCACAAGUAGGACAUUGAAUGGAGAUAUUUAUUGACUAAAUCGCGUACUCGUUGUACUACGAUUAUUUGAAAUUUUAAUGGGACCAGUUUCGAGAAAACAUACGAAAAGUCUGCCCCUAAAGGGCAGCAACAUUAAUCACGGGAGUGUAGGGAAGUAUAUCCUUCACCUGGUGAGACUUAUCUUCCAGAUAGGGGAACGAGUCGCUUAUCACUAUCCGUACAAGUCAUACACCCGGGACAGUUCAUGGAAUCACACCGAUCAAGUCGGCAGAUGCUAGUCGUGCUGGUAUUCAUUCGAAACAAUAAAAAGGAACCAAAGUGCCAUCGUUGUCAUCGAUGCAGUGUUGAUUGGCCUCUGGAAGGCCCAUUUGUCAUGCAAUUGAAUCCACCCAGGAAAACAGGAUCAUCUAGCGAUCCAAUUAAUUUAAUAUGUACCUAAGUGUUGCUAAAAAGAGCUGCCAGAAGAAUCGUGUAAUGGCUGACCCAAUGAAAAGUAGAAGUGUGCAAGUUCCUAGCGGUUCCAUUUCCAAAAGGUUCCCUCAAUCGAAGGCGGCAUUUAGGUGGUGGUUGUUGCUGCCGAUAGUGUUUUGGAUGCCUGUGGAGGGAAUUCCGGCAAUUCCAGGGAAAAGUAGCAGCAAUUGCCCGCCAAGAUGUCUCUGUUACUUGGAUCGGGAACCCAGCAUCAUCGUUUGCUCCAUGCAGGGUCUGGAUCGGUUCCCAGAGAACGUCAGCAAUCUUGUGGAGCAUUUGGACCUGUCAGGGAAUCAGCUGGACACCUUGUCACAGGAUGACCUGAAUCGCCUGACAGAGCUGCAGUACCUGAAUCUGGCUGAUAAUCGCCUGAGCGGUCUGCCAGAGAACAUCAGUGGUCUGAAGAAGCUUCGCAAGCUGGACAUCUCUGGGAAUCGGAUAAAGGACGUCUAUCAGCUGAUUUCAAUAAGUCAGUUGAUCGGACUGAAGAUGCUUUACCUAUCCAGAAAUCCGAUUUCAAGUCUGGAAGGCUUAACGAGUGGAAGCCUUCUAGCACUCGACGUCAGACGUUGCGAAAUUGGGGAGGUCAGCGAAUCCGCGCUCCUUCGACUCCCAUCUCUUGCAGUUCUGAGCCUGGCGGAGAAUCCUCUGAGGAGUUUUCAACGACCUGUCUGCAGAUCCUUGCAGUGGCUGGACAUGUCCGAAUGUCUUUUAAACUACUUGACCCCAGACACUUUCGAGGGCCUCCCUAGUCUAGAGGACUUGCGACUUGCCAAUAAUCCUGCCUUGGUCUACAGCUCGAGGUUCGAGACGCUGAGACAUCCACACCUUAAGAAAUUGGACGUCUCAAGAUGUAAUUUAGACAGGCCGGGUCUUCACGGUUUGCCAUCUUUGACGCAAGUCCAACUUUCCGGGAACUUGAUACGAAUUUUGCCUGACGGUAUAUUUCGAAAAAAUCCCGAACUGACGAGACUCUCUCUGAAUGGAAAUGGACUGAGUAGCAUAAACGCCAGCACCUUCGCAGGACUGUCGAGGCUGGAAUUUUUGGACCUCUCUGAAAACGGACUCGAAGAAAUUGCUAACAAAGAUACCUUCUCAGGGAACGACCAUUUGUUGCACCUCAAUUUGUCUUUCAAUGCCCUACUCUCUUUUCCAAGUGCGGCGAUGUCGGUCAAGUCAUUGGACUUGUCAUCGAAUUGGAUACGUGAGCUCAAUGGAGAGGCGUUUGCAAACUUGCCAAAUAUUAAGAUUCUGAAUUUGAGUGACAAUAGACUAGAGGAACUUCCGAAGAACUUGGACUCCGAUAGCCUGACCACUUUUUCUCUGGCGAAGAACAGACUAAUGCGCAUAAACAAUGACGCGUUUUCAGACCUCCCGAAUCUUCACGAGCUCGACAUUUCAGGAAACCGACUUACGGACCCUCUGGACGUGGACGUGUUUCGGUCCAACAAAAACCUAAGUAGGAUCCGACUGGACGACAAUCCUUGGAGGUGCGAUUGCGGGAAGCUUUACGGCAUUUACGUGUACUUGACAAUGCUACCGGAAAAGACGCCAGCUUCAGGGAUGAUCUGCCAAAGUCCUGUCAACGUGUCCGGAUACUCCUGGGAGAGUGCCUGUCAUGGGAUGUGGAAUGGACCCACCUAUGAGAACAAGGAAAGGGUCUGGGGAUUCGUGGUUGUCGGUUCGCUAAGUGCUCUCAUCCUUUUUGGCAGUACAGUGUCAUUAAGACACGCAAUUCGGAUGAAGAGACAAGCACGAGAAGACAGACGCCAAAGUCAGCUGAGAGAAGCUAGAGAAAGGCUGGGACUCUUGCAGCGACGGAGUCAAGCCAACGAGGAAAACGAAGCCGCGGAGAGACACGACCCAAGGGUGCAUCCUUCCGAAUUGACAGGACCACCCACUUACGAGGAAGCUGUCCACAUGUCUUACCUAGCUCGUUCAUUGAACGCCCUGGAUGAGGCAUCGGAGGAUGAAACAUCGAUCAGGGUGAUGGGAUCCGUGGACAACUUGGGCUCGAAGAAGAGAAGGCCUCCAAGAAGACCUAGAAGAAGACGGACUCACAGCGACGAAGAUGAGCCCUCUGCUGCUCGGGAGGAGCGAAGAAGUCGCAGACGAAGAUACGGCUCGGCAGAUGUCCUGCGAACGUCUACUCGAACAAAGGAAAGGACCCCUUGCGAAGCCACAAACAGUGCUGGGCAACGCAACAACAGUAUGCAAGAGAGGAGACAGGGUUCUCAAGCUGAGAUGCCUCAACCUCGACCUAGAACUCCAGGAGCCAGGAAGAAGAAGCGUUGUGUACAUUUGAGGGUGACCAAUGGUACCUCCAGUGACGACGAGGACUCCAACAGGAGUCCUGGAGGACCUAUGUCGAAUUCGGGGACGAACUGUGUCAUUCAGCACCUGUCAAGGGAGCCUAGAAGUGGCCGUGGUCCACUCCCAUGAGAAGAUGGAUGAUGGGAGGAGAUUUGUUGAGCAACAAACGUUUCGUUUUGGGAUCAUUGGGAUGAGUCAA
This is a messenger RNA of Orussus abietinus, 3945 nucleotides long. Its product is annotated as insulin-like growth factor-binding protein complex acid labile subunit. Lineage: Eukaryota; Metazoa; Arthropoda; Insecta; Hymenoptera; Orussidae. Gene Ontology annotation, molecular function: protein binding. The coding region runs from base 1392 to 3875 and encodes 827 amino acids. The transcript is spliced from 6 exons. The record is from RefSeq and is a predicted model, not a curated record.